Messenger RNA from Astyanax mexicanus (Mexican tetra), 1398 nucleotides. RefSeq lists its product as uncharacterized. The transcript has 5 exons. Lineage: Eukaryota; Metazoa; Chordata; Actinopteri; Characiformes; Acestrorhamphidae. The coding region runs from base 445 to 1398 and encodes 317 amino acids. The record is from RefSeq and is a predicted model, not a curated record.
UUGAUUUUGAACUUGACCCAUUUGUGUGCCCCGGAAGUUACUGAUUUGUUUAUUCUUGGUGGGUUUCUGUUGCGCGGGAGUUCACUGCAGUGUUAUCUACACAGUCUGUAUUGCUGUAGGCAGCAUGGCCGGACUGGAACCACAUUCUGGCCUAAUUAAAGAUCUUUUUGAAGGUGGUAAGACGCAUGAAGAGAUUUCGUGCACGUUGCAGCAAAUGGGGAUCCAGCGAUGUUCUGCAAUGAGUGUUAGAAGGUUCUGUGUUCAACACGACCUUAAGCGAAAAAGACAUGUAUCGAACACAGAAUUGGAGAGGGCCGUACUUGGAUCAAUAUAUGAGGUACGUUUCAUUUAGGCUUUCACCUUAUAUGUCCUUCCUUUCUCUCAAACUUUAGUGAAUGGCUACAUUUUUCUUAACAGACGGGUCCAUCCUAUGGCCGCAAGUUUAUGACCGGCUAUCUUUCAUCGAUGGGAGUGCGAGCAGGGGAAUGUCGUGUUGGAAAAAUCCUGAAAGAGAUAAAUCAGCCAUACCAUGAACUACGACGUCAGGGUGCUCGUAACCUAAAUCCAGUCCCUUAUCAUGCUGAAUGUAUGGGCCACAAACUUCACCUUGAUCAAAAUGAGAAGCUUGGGAUGUUUGGAGUGACACAUGUAUUGGCAGUUGAUGGCUACAGCAGCAAAAUUGUUGGUAAUGCCACCAUGCCAGUGAAAAACAACCUUGUGAUCUAUGAGGAAGUUUACAGAUCUGCAGUUGUCAAGCACGGGAUGUGGGAUCAGCUAAGAGUCGAUCAUGGCAGGGAGUUCUUCAUGUGCCUGUACAUGCAAGAGAUACUGUCAGGACACAGACACAACCUCAGCAGGCUACCAUAUCUUCAAACAACAUCAACAAAAAAUCUUCGAGUGGAAAGGCUGUGGCCUGAAGUGAACUGCCGGGUAAACUAUCCACUGAAACAAGCCCUGGUACACAUGCUGGACCAAGAAGUCAUCAGUAUGGAAGACAAUGUAACUAAAUUCUGCAUCUCAAACCUGACAUGUCAAGUAAGCCAAAUUGGAUUAUGCAGAGUGGUGCAGUCAUGGAAUGCACACAGAAUCCCAGGUCGCGGCAUACCCAAUGAACUUGCUGCAGAUGGCUGUCCAGCUAAAAUUUCUCCAGAGCUGCUCCCCUCUGCCUCUGUUGUAGCAAGCAUGUAUGAACAAGAGUUUGGUUCCUCGCUGACUUGGGUGCCUGUUUUUGGAACUGACCCCUUUUCAUCUGAGGAGGAUAGGUGUCAUGCAGAACAGGACUUUGCAGAGAACUACCCUGACAUCUCUCUUCUUCUUAAUCAUGCGGUAAACAAUGACUAUACUCCCUUCCAGGAUGCUGUGUUGCACCUCUUGAAUGUAACCCAAAGAUAUGCCUGA